This is a messenger RNA of Acyrthosiphon pisum (pea aphid), 3625 nucleotides long. RefSeq names its product Epidermal growth factor receptor pathway substrate 15 (gene Eps-15). The record is from RefSeq and is a predicted model, not a curated record. NCBI's taxonomy places the organism in Eukaryota, Metazoa, Arthropoda, Insecta, Hemiptera, Aphididae. Gene Ontology annotation, cellular component: plasma membrane; cytoplasm; clathrin coat of coated pit. Gene Ontology annotation, molecular function: cadherin binding; calcium ion binding. The transcript has 14 exons. The coding region runs from base 131 to 1909 and encodes 592 amino acids. Gene Ontology annotation, biological process: endosomal transport; endocytosis.
UUAUAUAAUCAAUGGAUUUUAAAAUUACGUUUAAACCAAUGUUUAGAGACCAAUUACUCCAUCUAUUGGUUUAGUGCCAUUACCAGCUACAUGGGUAGUUACUGUAGAAGAAAAAACCCGAUACGAUUCAAUGUUUUUGGAAUCUGAUGUUGAUAUGGAUGGUUUUGUAUCUGGACCAGAAAUUAAAGAUAGGUUUCUUAAAACUGGUAUUCAUCAAUCUAUAUUAGCACAUAUAUGGAGUCUUUGUGAUAUUAAUCAACAUGGGAAGUUGGAUAUGGAUCAGUUUAGUCUUGCUAUGUGGCUAGUAGAACGUAAACUCAAAGGGAUUGAUCCACCAAAUACACUUUCCCCUGAAAUGGUACCUCCAAGCAACAGGACUAUUACUCCAUCAAAUGCUGUUCAAAUUCUAGAAAAGCCCCCAAUGUAUUCUAAUCCGGAACUGGACAUGAUUCAAAAAGAUAUUGAUGAACUAGUCAAAGAAAGACUUAUUCUAGAAACAGAAAUUGCUCAAAAAGAAGCUGAUUUGAAAAUACGUUCUGGUGAAGUCAAAAGUUUACAGGGAGAACUAGACACCUUGUCUGCUACUCUAAAACAAUUAGAAAAUCAAAAAGGCGAGGCUCAAAAACGACUGAAUGAUCUUAGAAACCAGACUCUGUUGGUAGAAUAUGAAAUAAUCAACAUCAAUCAGAAAAUAAAGGAUGAACAAGUACAGGUAGAUAAUCUUCGCAGACAAGCUGAUGAGCAAGAACUUACAUUAAAAGUGCAAGAAGCAGAUCUUUCUUCUAAAAAACAAGAACUUGAAGAGCUUAAGACUCUAGAACAUAAACUUGAAAAAGACCAAGCUGAAAUGGGCAAAAGAUUAGAUGAGCUGAAUAACAUGUUGCAAAAUUCACAACUACAAAUAAGUCAGUUUAAGAACAAAGUAAAUCAAUUGGAGGAGAAUAAGCGUCAGAUGGAAGAUACAAUUGAGUCAACAGAAAAAGCGUUGGCUGAAGGAAAUGUUUAUGCCAUCCCAGAUUCUUUAUUAACAUUUAAUUUAGAAUUCCGGGAUCUUGAAUGUAGUAGACUUCUAGGCAAAAUUGUUGAUAAUAAAAAUUCUUUUGAAAAUGUAAAUGGUUUUACUCCAACUAACGGAACAAGUGGAUCACGUGACGAAAACUCAUUUAAAACAGAUUUCUUCACAAAUAAUGAUGCGUUUUCCACAAACAAUAAAGCGGGGACUUUUUCAAAUGAUCCAUUCACUUCAUUUGAUGAUUCUAGAACUAGAAGUCAAAGCACAGAUCCAUUUGGGGGUGAGACAAAUGUAUCCAAAUUGUCUGAUAGACAUGAAGAUAAAGAUGAGUUUGGUUGUGAUCCUUUUGCAAUACUGCAUGCUCCAACAAGACCAAGUUCAGCACCACCUCCACAACGGCCUGAAAGCCCCACUCCAGCACUUCCGCCUAAGAAAGGAAAACAGCCACCACCAAGACCUGCUCCACCAAGGCCCGCACCUUAUCAUGCACCAACAUCUCACAACAGUUCUUCAACAAGUUCAGAGUUUGCUGAUUUCGCAAAUUUUAGCAGCAAGUUUUCACAGAGUAUCAAGACAGAGCCUAAAUCAGUUUCACAAUCACAUAGUUUUGAAUUCACUGAAGACCCAUUCAAAGACUACAGAUAUGAAGAUCCAUUUAAAAUUGAUCCUUUCUCGGAUACAGGAUUUGAAACAGAUCCUUUUGGUGAUGGUGCAUUUUCUUCAGACGAAUCCCAAAAAGUUAAUGUUAGUGAUGAACAGCUCGCAUGGGAAGCCCAAAACAAAUUUAGAAUGGAAGAAGAGAAAGCGCGUUUAGAGCAAGAAAAAGCAGAUUUUGAACUGGCCCUAAGGCUUAGUAAAGCCACUCCUUCUGAUAAUAGGUCAAAAAUUUUACUAUAACAAUAAAAGUGUGUAAAAUGCAACUACCAAAAAUUAAACUUUGUAUUAAAAUAAUAUAUUAAUUUAUUAGUUAUCUGAAACUGUAAUAGGUACAAUAAUGUACCAAUUUUAUUUUUAUUUAUUAUUUAAAAUUGAAAAUCUAACACCAUUCUACUCAGCAAAUUGUAGUAUUAUAUUUUGUUACAUACAUUUUUAAAAAAUUGUAAUUAUUUUAACCUCUUAAAAGUCUUACAUUUUUUCAAGGUGAUGUACAAACGAUAAUUUAUUGGAUAAAUCUGCAGUUCUGUAUUACUUUCUAACCUUAAAAACAAGCAUUAUAAUAUGUUACAUUUUAAUUUCAUAUGGUUUUUUUCCUAAGUUUUCAAAUGAAAGUUGGAACAAAUACCUUGAAGUUAACUAUGUCUAGAGUUAAAAAAAAUUAUAAAAAUUAUUAUAGUAUUUAUAUGCCAGCACAAUAUGGAAGUUAUGUUGUUAACAUUUAGACUAAUAUUAGAUUAACAAUGAGUCCACAUUAUAAAGUACUUAAUGUUAAGCACACUGCAUAUAAAUACAUAAUCUAGAGUAUUUCUAAUGCUAUUUAUAAAAUUAUAUUGUUACCAUUAACAAAUGUAAUUAUUUAUGAUUCUAGGCAGUAUAUUAAAUCUAAUUUAAAAAAAAAUCUUUUAAAAAAUAAGUUUAAAACUAUAAAUGAUUAACGAUUAUAGUAAAUAUUUACAGAAUUGUAGUUUAAACACCACUGCCCCAUAUCCUUAAUACAUAUUAUGAUGUUACUUUAAUAAGUAACAGUAUAAUAUUAUAAUUUAUAAUAAUUACUGUUAAAUAUUUACCUAUUAAUAAUUAUCAUUAUCCUAUUAUUUAUUUGUAUCUAUGAUAUUACCUAUAUGGAAAUUGUAGCCUAUAUUGUUACCAUGUUAAUUGAUAUUUUUAUCUCUCUUAAUUUGUUAUGUAUGCUGUAAUGAUAUUACAUCACAGAAUUCUUAACAUUUUUCUUAAAAACUAUAAUCAUAAUAAAUAAUAAUGUAAUUUGUCACAAAAAAACGAGUUUUAAUCACAAGUAUAAUAUUUACUUGCAUGAUAACUUUUAUGAAUCAACGGCCAUCAAUUUAUGUUUUGUUAUAUUUUAUACACUGUUGUUAUUUUUAAUUGUUGUUAUGGAACAUUUUUAGGGGCAAAUUAUGUAAAAGAAUAAUUUGUUUAUUCUAAAUACGAGCUUUUGAAUGUAUUUGUACAUUUUUUUUUAUAUCUAGUAGGGAAGAGUAUAAAAAAAUUAUAUAAUAUAUCAAACGUCUUCUAUAUCUUCCCAAUAUUUCUUUAUUUAAUAUAAAAGUAAAUAAUAAAUCAUGAUAUUAUAAUCAGUAACAAAUGUAGUUAAAACGGCCAUGCUUACCUCACAUUUUCACAUCUAUAUAAAAUCCCAAGUAAAAUUAUUUUGUUUAAUUUUCUUUUGUUGUCCUCUAAUUUAUACAGAAUCGUAUUAUGUGACAAUUAUACAAUAAUGUUUAGCUGCUGUUUCGAUACAUUUUGUUAUUUUCCUUGUCCUAUAUAAUAUAAACUUUUAUUUUUAAGAUUUAGCUGAUAAUUAAUCGUUAUUGGCUAUAGUAGAAUAUUUUUUAGCAUCAUGACAAUAUGUUAAUUGUUGGAAACUAAUACUACUUUUCUGCAUUCCAUUCGUUGAUAAAUGUGUAUCAAAUCUAACAAUAAAAUGAUUGAUAUUAU